GAUUAAUCCAGAAGGAGGAUCACUUCCUACGGAUUAAACCAAUCUCGUGGAAAUCCGCAGAAUGGGGUAUCGAGUGGGUUCGGUGUGCGAUGCGGAUUUGCAACGCACAUGCCACGUUUCAGGGGGCUAUGAAUGUGACGUUCCAGAAAUUCGUCAACAAGACGCGGCUAACUCAAGGGAUGAUUAACUUUUGUGUCAUCAUGUACAAGAACGACAUCCUGGUUUACUCGGAGACCUAUCACGGACAUGCACAACACAUCGAGUGGAUGCUGGGAGCUCUGAGAGAUGCUGGGUUCAAAAUCGUGCUCGAGAAGAGCGAAUUUUUCCUCUCGGAAAUCUCGUUCUUGGGCUACGUGGUGACACGCGGAGGACUGCGGCCAGAUUUGAGAAAGGUCGCGGCGGUGAAAGACACCCCUGUUCCCACGUCACUCACGCAGGUUCGAGCUUUCUUGGGACUAGCGUCGUACUUUUGUCGUUUCAUCAAGGGCUUCGCCGCAAUUGCACGACCUCUAACGAACUUGCUAUGGAAGGACCUGCCCCUCAGUUGGGACGCAGAGUGCGAACAAGCCUUCACCACCCUCAAGGACGCCCUGGCUACGACGCCUAUUUUGAUCCGGUCGGAGCCUACGAAGCAGUUCAUUCUUAUCACGGACUGGCAGCUGGAGGCGAUUUUUGCUAUUCUAGCGCAGAAGGGGAAUGUCGGUCGUGAACACGUCAUCGAGUAUGCGUCUCGCAUAGUGCCCGACGAACGGAGAAACGAUUCGGCCCCGCAAGGCGAGUGUUACGUCGUGGUCAGGGGAAUUCAACACUUCCAUCCGUAUCUUUACAGACGAAAGGUUCUCGUGGUGACUGAUCACGAGCCGCUGCUAGCGCUGAAGAGGCUAAUUAAUUACACGGGUAUGAUUGGGCGAUGGGCGGCUUUUUUCCUUGAGAUCGACGUCACCAAUCUCACGGUGUGGGACCCCAUCAUCCGGCGAGGAAACGCGAGGCAAGGAGAAAAGGAGGAUGACAAAGACGAUGAAGAGGAAGAAUCGAGCGAAGAUCGUGACGAUCCCGAUUACGUUCAAGGAGAAGAGGAGGAAGACGAAGAAGGUGAGCCAGCAGAGGAGGAAGGUGUAGCGGGUGAGCCGAGUCAGUGGCCCGGACGAAGUAAGGAAGAGGAGGAGGCAGAAGCACAAAAGCGGUUGGAAAAGGCGGAGGGAAAGCGGCCGGUUACGGAAGGAACCCCUCCUGAUUGGUUGUUGGGAGAUCCGUGGCUCGAUCCAGAGCCCCCAAAGGAAGAAGAAGGAGGCCAUGGAGCCUCGGCGGAGGGAUCAGGAAGACGUCGCCGAAGGAGGAGCGAAUCGCCGACUUCGUCUGGGUCUCCUGCCCGACCUGCCAUUCGCCUACGUCAAAAUGAGGGCGAUCGGGCUUCGUCCCCGGUCGUUCUCUCGCCGUCCCCUUGACUUCCUGAUGCUCACCCGACUCCUUGGUAGACCCCAGUUCCCCGCGG
This is a messenger RNA of Chara braunii, 1492 nucleotides long. The record is from the annotation of a GenBank genome assembly. Lineage: Eukaryota; Viridiplantae; Streptophyta; Charophyceae; Charales; Characeae.